This is a messenger RNA of Coniosporium apollinis CBS 100218, 1281 nucleotides long. RefSeq lists its product as uncharacterized. The record is from RefSeq and is a predicted model, not a curated record. The transcript has 5 exons. Gene Ontology annotation, biological process: regulation of apoptotic process. Gene Ontology annotation, molecular function: oxidoreductase activity. The coding region runs from base 1 to 1281 and encodes 426 amino acids. Lineage: Eukaryota; Fungi; Ascomycota; Dothideomycetes.
AUGUUCACCCAAUUCUCGCGACUACGCCUUCCGACCUUUGGCUUCGGGAGCAAGGCACCCACAGUCGACAUCCCCCCGGUCGAGAUCCACGAUGUCGAAGAAGCCGCCGACAAGCGGCCGCGAACGUUGAAGCACCUCAUCCGCGCCAACCACGUCAACCACUCAAUCAUCUACCACAACCUGCAGUUCCACAACCACAACAACCACAUACUAGGCUCGGCCUAUAUCCUCGGCGCGAGUCCGGAGCACCUGAACGAGAUAUACGAUAAGGAGUCGAAAGAGCUGGAGCCGUGGCAUGAUUCGCCGGGGGAGAUCUCCAAGGAUGACUGGAGGGACUUUUUAGGCAAGAGGGAGUACCAGCGCGCAUUCGUCGACUACUUCGAGGACCAGCUUGUACAAUACGGCUAUGACUGGAAGCAGCUCGUCCAUGACUACAUGUUCGAGGGCAAAGAGCCCCUCAUCAACAGCAUGAUCUCAGGCCUCGGCCACCCCCUCAUCCACCUAGGCUACGGCUUCGAGCUCUCCUCCCGCACCGUCGCCAUCGAAGCGCUCGCCCACGCAACCUGCUUCCACAACUAUCUGCAUAAGUAUCUCGACGACCCGUCCUACACCAAGCCCUCAACCUACACGUCGCGCUCCGUCCUCGAGAUCCUCAAAAACGUCUCCAACGACAAGCGCUUCGACGACCUCUUCGCCGAGCCCGGCGCAGACAAUAUCGCGCCCCUGCUCGGCGACCACGAGGCCGAGGUGCUGGAGCACUGGAACGCGUGGCAGGUCGAGGAUCCGCGGGCGCAGUUCGAGGAGAGCCAGAAGGCAGCGGUGGCGCUGCUGGUUGGGACGCCACGGCCGGGAGGGAGGGAGGGGAAAUACGACUUCUUCAUCGUGCAUCUGCUGACGAGCUCGCACGCUGUGCGUAUCCUGCUGCCGCUGAUUCCGGCCAAGUUCCAGGUCCCGCUUGUGAGGCAGUGGUGGCUGUUUGCGCUGGCGGUGUAUGUCGCGCAGUUGAGGCCGGCUGUCGAGAUGGGCAGGAUCACGGAGUAUGAGCUGGGGGGGAGGGACUGGAAGUUUGUGGUGGACAAGGCGCUGAAGGGGCCGCAUUCGCUGGACGCGCAUUAUGUCAAAGCUUGCCGAGCCAUGAAGGAAGCGGCGCACACCUGGGGCGACAAGGAGAACUUCUACCUCAAAGCAGCCGUCAAGUUUGCGGAUGAGUUCGAUUCUUGGGGCGGGUUCGGGGCGAUGGAUGAGGAGGGUAAGAUGCAUGAGCGCAGGAUCUCAACUUGA